Peromyscus leucopus (white-footed mouse) is the source of this 996-nucleotide messenger RNA. RefSeq names its product olfactory receptor 52K1-like. The record is from RefSeq and is a predicted model, not a curated record. The transcript has a single exon. Gene Ontology annotation, cellular component: membrane. The coding region runs from base 1 to 954 and encodes 317 amino acids. Gene Ontology annotation, biological process: G protein-coupled receptor signaling pathway. NCBI's taxonomy places the organism in Eukaryota, Metazoa, Chordata, Mammalia, Rodentia, Cricetidae. Gene Ontology annotation, molecular function: G protein-coupled receptor activity; olfactory receptor activity.
AUGUUGGCUAACAAUAUCACCUCAACUCAUCCAGUGGCCUUCUUGUUGAUGGGGAUUCCAGGCCUAGAGCACUUACAUAUUUGGAUCUCCAUCCCCUUCUGCUCAGCCUAUACCUUGGCUAUGCUUGGUAACUGCACCCUUCUUUUCAUCAUUCGGGUUGAUGCAGCCCUCCAUGAGCCCAUGUAUCUCUUUCUGGCCAUGUUGGCAGCAAUAGAUCUGGUCCUUUCCUCUUCAACACUGCCCAAAAUGCUUGCCCUAUUCUGGUUCAGGGAUCGAGAGAUCAAUUUCCAUGCCUGCCUGGUUCAAAUGUUCUUUCUCCAUUCCUUUGCUAUCAUGGAGUCAGCAAUGUUGCUGGCCAUGGCCUUUGACCGUUAUGUGGCCAUCUGCAAACCCCUGCACUACACCACAAUUCUGACCAAACCCCUCAUCAUCAAGAUUGGCCUGGCUGCUGUCACUCGGGCUGUGACAUUAAUGACUCCACUCCCCUUUCUGCUCAGACGCUUCCACUACUGUCGAGGGACAGUGAUUGCUCACUGCUACUGUGAACACAUGGCUGUGGUAAGACUGGCAUGUGGGGACACACGAUUCAACAACAUCUAUGGCAUUGCUGUGGCCAUGUUUAUUGUGGUGCUGGACCUGCUCUUUGUUAUCUUGUCUUAUGUCUUCAUCCUUCGUGCUGUUCUCCAGCUUGCCUCUCAGGAGGCCCGCUACAAGGCCUUUGGGACAUGUGUGUCUCAUAUAGGUGCCAUCUUAGCCUUCUACACACCUGUAGUCAUCUCCUCAGUCUUGCAUCGUGUAGCUCGUAGGGCUGCUCCUCAUGUCCACAUACUCUUUGCAAAUUUCUAUCUGCUGUUUCCACCCAUGGUCAAUCCUAUUAUCUAUGGUGUCAAGACCAAGCAGAUUCGAGAGCGGGUCUUAGGACUCUUCCUCAGAAAGGAUGUCAAAGGAGGGUGAGGGGCAGUUGAAGAAGGAAGUGGGCACAGGGUGUGAUGGGAA